AUGACGGCCAACGACAAUAUGCCAGCCGCGAAUGGGCAGAACGGCGACAGUCACACAUCCAUAGCGGCCGACUACGAUCUGUCUCGCCCAAUUGAUUCCACAUCUGGUCUUCGAGCAGGCCUCACUUCGUACGGUGAUGCGCAUUUCUCACUCUUCCUGCGAAAGGUCUUCAUCAAAGCCCUGGGCUAUUCCGACGCCGCACUCUCCUCGCCCAUUAUUGGCAUCAUCAACACUUACUCGUCCUUCAACCCCUGUCAUUCCAAUGUCCCGCAGCUCAUCGAGUCUGUCAAACGGGGUGUCCUGGCGUCCGGUGGUCUGCCCGUUGACUUCCCGACCAUCAGUGUGCAUGAGAGCUUUUCUAGCCCGACAAGCAUGUACCUCCGGAACCUGAUGAGCAUGGACACUGAGGAGAUGAUUAAGGCUCAGCCCGUCGACGCGGUAGUCAUGAUAGGCGGGUGUGACAAGACAGUCCCGGCUCAACUGAUGGGCGGCAUCUCAGCGAACAAGCUCAUGCUACCUCUCAUCACUGGUCCGAUGAUGCCUGGCUCGGUCGAAGGCGUCAGGGUGGGUGCAUGUACUGAUUGCCGGAGUUACUGGGCACGGUACCGCGCUGGCAAUGUCGACCUGGAGGACAUCAUGUCGGUCAAUGAAGAGCUCGCGCCCACGGGAGGUACGUGCGGCGUCAUGGGCACGGCGUCGACCAUGGCCUGCAUCACUGCAGGCUUGGGCUUGCUGGAACUCAAGUCUGGUGCCACUGCGGCGGCUGUCAGCUCUGCAAGACUUCGAGUAGCAGAACAAGCUGGACGCGAUGCCGUUGCCAUGCUGAAGAGGGACGGAAUGAAACCCCAAGAUCUCCUUACCAGGGAGAGCUUUUUGAACGCAAUCACGGUCCUACAAGCCAUUGGCGGGAGCACCAAUGCCGUCGUGCAUCUGAUGGCCAUCAUUAACCGCCAUCCAAAGGUGGCAGGCACAAUCGACUUGAAAACCUUUGACGACAUCGGCAGGAAAACGCCACUCCUGGUCGACCUCAAGCCGAGCGGCGACAACUACAUGACCGAUUUCCACAACGCGGGCGGCAUGCUGGCGCUGUUACAUACCUUGAGACCAUUACUGCACCUCGAGGCAAGGACUUACACGGGUCAGACUCUCGGCGAGCUUCUCGAUUCCACCACCUUCAAGUCAUUUUUGUACUCGCGACAGAUAAUUCGCUCGCUUGAGGAUCCCCUCUACCCUAGCUCGAGUCUAUUGGUUUUGUAUGGGAAUAUUUGUCCAGACGGUGCCGUGAUGAAAGCCUCUGCGUCCAAGAACCGAAAUCUUCUCCACCAUCGUGGCUCGGCUUGUGUCUUUGAGAAUAGCGCAGACAUGGCCAGACGUAUUGACUCUCCGGAUCUUGAAGUGGAUGAGAACUCGAUCUUGAUACUGAAGAGCAUAGGACCCGUGGGCAAUCCCGGCAUGCCCGAGGCCGGCCUGAUCCCGAUACCGCAAAAGCUGGGCAAACAAGGCGUGGCCGACAUGUUGCGGAUCAGCGAUGGCAGAAUGUCAGGGACUGCUGGAGGCACGAUCAUCCUGCAUAUCUCACCAGAGUCUGCUGAUCUGGACUCGGUCUUUGGCAUCGUGCAGACAGGAGACAAGAUCGUUUGUGACGUUGAAAACAGGAAACUGGUCUUGGAUGUGGAAGAUCAGGAGAUCACGAGGCGCAUUGCAGAACGGAAACGGCAGUCCCAGUCGGAGUCUUCUUCUGGCUCCCACCAGUCGAGAAGGGUGGAACCGUGGCUGGAAAGGAGUGGGAGACGAGGGUAUCGGGGUCUCUAUGAACGUGAAGUCAACCAGGCGCACGAAGGGUGUGACUUUGUGUUUCUAACCGCCAAGGGUCCCUCAAAAUCUCAAUGA
Messenger RNA from Cladophialophora yegresii CBS 114405, 1890 nucleotides. Its product is annotated as dihydroxy-acid dehydratase. The transcript has a single exon. Gene Ontology annotation, molecular function: hydro-lyase activity. Bases 1 to 1890 code for a protein of 629 amino acids. The record is from RefSeq and is a predicted model, not a curated record. NCBI's taxonomy places the organism in Eukaryota, Fungi, Ascomycota, Eurotiomycetes, Chaetothyriales, Herpotrichiellaceae.